Messenger RNA from Camellia sinensis, 459 nucleotides. Lineage: Eukaryota; Viridiplantae; Streptophyta; Magnoliopsida; Ericales; Theaceae. The record is from RefSeq and is a predicted model, not a curated record.
AUGUUGUUGCACAUUUUACGUUCUGUUAAUGUCGACGAAAUUGAAAACAUGAGCAAUGAGAAGCUAGGCAAAAAGUUGUACAAGCAAUUAAAAGGCAAGAGAUAUCUCAUUGUCAUUGAUGAUUUAUGGGAUAUUGGUGCCUGGGUCGAUCUUAAAAUGUAUUUCCCCAAUGACAACAAUGGAAGUAGAGUUAUGUUCACUAGUCGGCUCAAAGAAGUGGCUAUGCAUGCCUCACUUGAUUGCCAUCCUCAUUGUCUACGUUUUCUCACUGAAGAAGAGAGUUGGGAGUUAUUACAACGGAAGGUGUUUCAUAAUGAAAGUUGCCCUCCAAAAAUGAUUGAAAUUGGGAAGCAAAUAAUGAAAAAAUGUGAAGGGCUUCCACUUGCAAUUGCUAUAAUAGCAGGACUUCUUGCAAAGAACAUCAGGACACAAGAGUCGUGGAAACAAGUUGCCCAAAGU